AUGUUCGACCAAUGCCGUAAAUGUUCUCAAGGACUCAUAUGCCAGGAAGAGUUCGCUACAUUGAGACCUGGUUAUUGGUGGAGAUGGCGAAACACGACUCGUAAGGAUCGCUAUCAAGUUUUCAUAGCCAAUCUCUUGUCAAAGUCGGUUGUUGAUAAAAGGAAUGUUCAUUUUCCUCAUCUUUUACCAUCGCCAUACAAGUGCCCAGACGAAAGGUCGUGUAAAGGUGGCUUGGAUUCCAGUUGCGAGGAAGGCUACAGUGGACCACUGUGCAGUGUGUGUACUAAAGGACACUAUAAGCAGGCACAUCAAUGUAAAAAAUGCCCAUCUGCAGCUUGGAUAGCAACCCAGCUUGUAAUCGUUGCUAUCACUAUAUGUCUCAUCAUCGCCUUCUGUGUAUGGACAAGCAAAAAAAAGAGUUCGAAAGAUGGCGGGGACGUCACUUUAUCAGCCAUGUUUUUAUCCAAAAUCAAAAUUGCCAUUGGAUUUUAUCAGGUAACCAAUGGUUUGCUUCAAGCAUUCUCGUACAUUAAAUGGCCAGGGUCCAUGCGUGUCAUUAGCAAAUAUUCAGAAAUACUUCAGUUUAACAUACUUGAGAUUGCACCAAUUCACUGCCUUUCCUCAGGAUUGAAAGCAGAUGUCUUUGCAAACCUUUUUACGAUGAUGACAAUCAAUGGUGCAAUGAUUGCUUUUGCGGGGAUUACCUUCAUUGUAUUCAGACUGUUUAUUUUAAGGGACAAGACUUUGGAAGGCAAAGAAAUGUCAAUUAAGAUUUCAGGGGUUAAAGAAACCAUUUAUAGGAACUUGUUUUUCUUCUUGUAUGUGACCUACCUCGAUACGUGUUCGAAGACAGCAUCUGUGUUGCCUCUUGCAUGUCGAGAACUUUGUCAUGACAAAAACGAAGACCACUGCUUGGAAUACCUGAGGACAGACUUAAGUAUACAAUGCCAUGAUUCUCGAUACAACAAUUUGGCUAUAAUAGCCUACCUGUCUACGGUAUACGUGCUUGCCCUCCCUGUUGCCACAUUUAUUAUUCUUUGGAGAAAACGCAAGGACAUUCUCAUGAUGGCAGAUGGUGAAGAGGGCGAUAAUCAAAGAUUAGGUUCGGAAGUAACGAUGGGACUGCAAUUUCUCUUCGAAAACUACAAAGGUACUUCGUGGUAUUGGGAAUUUGUAGAAAUGUCUCGAAAGGUGAUCAUAACAUCUGGCUUGAUUCUCAUUGGACAGGAAAGCAGGUCCUAUAUUGGCCUGGCAUGGGUUAUUGCCGGCAUUUAUGGUGUGUUUUUCGCCUGGAAUCAUCCCAUACAGGACGCGUUCGAGAAUCGAUUAAUGACCACUUCUGUAGCUGUCACUGUUUUCAACUUGGGUAUAGGGUCUGUCAGUAAGAUACCCUCUGAAAAUGUGCCCACGUCAACAGAUUCGUACUUAGACACCUUCACAUUCAACAUUUUGAUUCUUGGAGCUAAUACUUUGGUCAUCGCACUACUUGCAUGUAAGUUAGUUAGAAGUCGUCACUUUCGUUUAAGUAAGCCUUAUUACACUGCUCAUUAUCCUGGUUUCCAUAUUAUCAAACAACUAAGAAUGUUUCUAGUCCCCUAUAGACACGAGGUAUUUCUGUAUACCAGGGAUCUCAUCUCUUCAGCGUUAUAAUCGCUUGUUCCAUUUUUGUACCUGGGUGUCAUUUAUGUAUCUCUGAUACAUGUAUUUUUAGCCGUAAAAGUUUUCAUACCGUGACCUCAGCCAGGGCCAGAUGAAUCGGACCCCUCAAUUCGGAGAUCUAACAUUAGACAUCUGUGGCCCUACAACAAACAAAUUGUUGCUGUUAAGAGGGAUUUGCUGUUUGCCAAGGAGAUACGGCUACACAUUCUUCAGCAAUGGUUUCUCCUCUAGUGCCAUUAAACUGAUUACAGUCAAAACGGUAUAACGAAAGAGGGUCAGGAAGAGAGAGGAAAGGUCCAAGAGAAUAAGUACAUGGCCAUUUAAGUUUUGAAUUUUGUGCUUUUGUUAUUUUUCUUUUUGUCGUUAUUUCUUGUGUUUUCUAUUUUUGUAAUUUGCCUUCAUAAGAGUGUCGCCUGGCUAGGUUUUUCUAAAAAAUGUAUGGCUGCUUUUUGAUUAUUUUAAUUUAAUUUUUUUGGCUUUCUAUCAUUAUGUUUUUCAUAAAAUGUACAACACUGUUUCAAUAGACGAAUAGACAUAGUCGAACAGGCCACUAAUGUACCCUGUUGCCUUUUCCAGUUGAAUAUUUUCUGCACCUAUAUGGUUACCUCAAGGAGUGGCGGAAAAAUCCACAAUGGUCAUUUUCGUGCUGUUUGGCUUUGGUUCUUCCCCUUAUCAGUUUGCCUGGAGAUAUCACUGGUCUGGCCAAUGCAAACAUGAUACGUGACCAGCUAGACUCUGGAGAUGUUGAACUACCUACUCUAUCCGGUGCAAUGCAAGACAGUGGGGCUCUUGAUGUCAGU
Molecule: messenger RNA, 2459 nt
Organism: Porites lobata
Lineage: Eukaryota; Metazoa; Cnidaria; Anthozoa; Scleractinia; Poritidae
Source: the annotation of a GenBank genome assembly